AUGCUGGUAACGCAGCAGCUGAGGAAAUACAACCGUUAUCUGAAAGGCAUGAGCGAUCCCAUUUUGAGGAAUAUAGAGGAGUACAGCCUUGUCAUCCCCACCAGCACCGAUGCAGAGGGCAGGUUCCUAUCCCACUUGGUGUCGGGACCGCCAAAAGCGCGCUUCCGAAGGGCUGCGGAGGACUCGCAACGUGAAGCGCCCAACGAGCAGAUAUUUUACAAUGUCACUGUGUUUGGGAGAGAGUUUCACUUCAGGCUGCGGCCAAACUCCAGGCUCGUCGCCCCCGGAGCAACAGUUGAAUGGCAGGAGGACUCCGAAGAGACUCACAUCGAACCUCUCUAUGGGAAUUGCCUCUAUGUUGGGGAUAUCACUGAUCUGCCAAAUGCUUCGGUCGCUAUCAGCAAUUGCGACGGGCUGGCUGGCAUGAUUCGCACGGACAAGGACGAAUUCUUCAUCGAACCUCUGGAGAAGGGGACCCAGGAGGAGGAGGAGGGAGGAGGCAGGACACAUGUGGUCUAUCGCAGAGCAGCUGCCAAGAAGCAGUUUCCUAUGGAGAGUGCAGAUAUCCAGUAUAAAGAGGCGAACCUCAGCGGCCUGGACGGCCUGGACGGCGUGCUGAGCCUUGUGGAGGAGCGGGCGCGGCGCUCGCGGCGGCGCUCCCGCCGGCACGCCACCGACGACGACUACAACAUCGAAGUGCUGCUCGGCGUGGACGACUCGGUUGUCCAGUUCCACGGAAAAGAGCACGUUCAGAAGUACCUGCUCACCCUGAUGAAUAUUGUUAAUGAAAUUUAUCAUGAUGAGUCCUUGGGCGCUCACAUCAACGUUGUCCUGGUGAGGAUUAUCCUACUGAGCUACGGAAAGUCCAUGAGUCUAAUAGAGAUUGGGAACCCUUCCCAAAGCCUGGAGAAUGUGUGUCGCUGGGCCUACUUGCAACAGAAGCCAGACACUGGGCACGCAGAGUACCACGACCACGCUAUCUUCCUCACAAGGCAGGAUUUUGGCCCCUCUGGCAUGCAAGGCUACGCUCCAGUCACUGGAAUGUGUCACCCUGUCCGAAGCUGCACACUCAACCAUGAAGAUGGGUUUUCGUCUGCCUUUGUGGUGGCCCAUGAAACUGGACAUGUGYUGGGCAUGGAGCACGACGGCCAAGGGAACCGAUGUGGGGACGAGGUCCGCCUGGGCAGCAUCAUGGCCCCGCUCGUGCAGGCCGCCUUCCACCGCUUCCACUGGUCCCGCUGCAGCCAGCAAGAGCUCAGUCGGUACCUCCAUUCCUACGAUUGUCUGCGUGAUGAUCCUUUCGAACAUGACUGGCCUUCCCUUCCACAGCUGCCAGGAAUUCACUACUCCAUGAAUGAGCAGUGCCGUUUUGAUUUUGGUUUGGGCUACAUGAUGUGCACAGCUUUCCGGACAUUUGAUCCCUGCAAGCAGCUGUGGUGCAGCCAUCCCGAGAACCCCUACUUCUGCAAGACGAAGAAAGGGCCUCCGCUGGACGGGACCAUGUGCGCCCCAGGGAAGCAUUGCUUCAAAGGCCACUGCAUCUGGUUAACCCCGGAUAUCCUGAAGCAGGAUGGACACUGGGGAGCAUGGAGCAAGUUUGGCUCUUGCUCUCGCACCUGCGGCACGGGAGUGAAGUACCGGACGCGGCAGUGUGACAAUCCACACCCAGCCAACGGAGGCCGCACGUGUGUGGGGCCAAGCUAUGAGUUCCAGCUUUGCAACACUCAGGAUUGUCCUAAGGACUUGGAGGAUUUCCGAGAGGAGCAAUGCAGACAGUGGGAUCCUUACUUCGAAUAUCAGAACACAAAGCACCACUGGCUCCCCUAUGAACAUGUUGAUGCUAAAGAAAGGUGUCACCUGUAUUGUGAGUCCAAAGAAGUGGGUGAUGUCGUCUACAUGAAGCGGAUGGUACAUGAYGGGACUCGCUGCUCCUACAAAGACCCUUACAGCAUCUGCGUGCGGGGAGACUGCUUGAAAGUCGGGUGCGAUAGGGUCAUAGGGUCCACGAAGCAGGAAGAUAAAUGUGGUGUUUGUGGAGGAGAUAAUUCCCACUGCAAAGUGGUGAAAGGRACAUUUUCAAGAAUACCAAAGAAACAAGGGCACAUUAAGAUGUUUGAAAUUCCUGUUGGUGCAAGACACUUGCUUAUACAGGAAACAGACGCCACCAGCCAUAAUCUCGCAAUUAAAAACCGGGAAACGGGAAAAUUCAUUUUAAGCGAAGACAACUAUGUGCCGGACUCUAAAGUCUUUAUUGACAUGGGCGUGGAGUGGGAAUAUCGGAAUGACGACGAUAGAGAGACCGUGCAGACCAUGGGGCCUUUGCGCAACGGCAUAGUUAUUAUGGUGAUUCCUCAUGGCAGUUCCAAGAUCUCUUUGACUUACAAGUACAUGAUCCAUGAAGAUUCCUUGAAUGUAGAUAACAACAAUGUUUUGGAAGAGGACUCUGUAUCCUAUGAAUGGGCUCUGAAGAAGUGGUCCCAGUGUUCAAAGCCUUGUGGAGGAGGCUAUCAAUUCACCAAAUACGGCUGCCGGAGGAAGGCAGAUCACAAGAUGGUUCACCGGAGCUACUGCGAGCUGAUCCAAAAGCCGAAGCCCAUUCGCAGAGUGUGCAACCUGCAGGAGUGCUCCCAGCCCAUCUGGGUGACAGGAGAAUGGGAGCCUUGCAGCAAGACUUGUGGCAAGACGGGAUACCAGGUGCGCUCUGUCCGCUGUAUCCAGCCGCUGCACGACAACACGAAUCGCUCUGUUCACACCAAGUACUGCAACAACGACCGUCCCGAAGGCCGGAGACCUUGCAACCGGGAGCUCUGUCCAGCGCAGUGGAGAGUGGGGCCCUGGUCACAGUGCUCUGUGAGCUGUGGCAACGGCACGCAGGACCGCCAGGUGCUGUGCCGGACCAAGGACAACGUCGCYGGCUUUUGUAAAGAAGAUAAACCAGAGACCGUCAGGAACUGCAGGCUACCUCCAUGUCCCCGAAACGUUUCUGAUCCUUCAAAGAAAACCUACAUGAUACAAUGGCUGUCGAGACCUGAUCCAGACUACCCCAUCCAGAAAAUAUCUUCAAAGGAUCAUUGUCAAGGAGACAAGUCGAUGUUUUGUCGCAUGGAAGUUCUCUCGCGUUACUGUUCCAUUCCUGGUUACAAUAAGCUGUGUUGCAAGUCCUGUAACAUGUACAGCAAUGUAACAGAGGAGGCCAACGCGACCGAUUCCACCAUAAAUAAGAAUAAUGUCAUUGAGGAGGAGUUCCUGACAACCCUCAGCACUCCCAUGGCUGUUCCCACCACGCAGGUUGCCACCAGCUCACCUCCCAUUUCCAGAACAACUGCAUCUCCUAACGCAACUGAGGAGCACCCAGAAAUUAAUGCGGUGGAUGUUCCCUAUAAGAUUGACGGGCUGGAUAAUGAAGUGUCACAGCACAACAUCAUUACCCAGAGGAGGAUGCCUUAUGAAAGGACGAGGAAUCAACGAAUUCAACAACUGAUUGCUGAGAAAAUGAAAAGAGAGACUCUUAGGAAAAUUAAUUAGAGUGGAAAUACGGCACAUGCAACGUUUUUCUCUUAUAGAGAUGGUACCAACAUCAUAGUAUUGCCCRUAUCAUAGAGACUAAAAAUGGGGAAAAAUCAAAGUGGUGCUAUGGCAGAAAUGCCAAAUUCUAAAGUCUGCUCUAAAUGGGAACAGAUUGUUUCAAAAGUGCUGAUCUAAACACUUGGAUGGCUAGGUUGACAGGGUACGGUAGAGUAUUAGUGCAAUAUCGUUACAGCAUUUCACUGAAUCCAAACGAACCGUAAUACCUAGGCYAGGUGAGCAGGAUUCUUGUUUAUGGGCUUUUUAAGUUCUUCUCUGCCUAUGUAAAACUGCUUGGGAAUCGUACUGGGAGUUAGGAUGGAGGAAACCAGUCCCAAGACCAAAUAGAUCCCUUUCCAGCGACGAGCGGGUGGUCAGCUCUCCUGUGAUGCUCCUGCGCAUUGCAMAAACCCGGGCUCGCAGCCGGCUCCAGAAGGUGC
Molecule: messenger RNA, 4004 nt
Organism: Nothoprocta perdicaria
Lineage: Eukaryota; Metazoa; Chordata; Aves; Tinamiformes; Tinamidae
Gene: ADAMTS2
Product: ADAM metallopeptidase with thrombospondin type 1 motif 2
Exons: 22
Coding region: 1-3525 (1174 amino acids)
Biological process (GO): extracellular matrix organization; proteolysis
Molecular function (GO): zinc ion binding; metalloendopeptidase activity
Source: RefSeq, a predicted model, not a curated record